Lottia gigantea (owl limpet) is the source of this 1473-nucleotide messenger RNA. RefSeq lists its product as hypothetical. Lineage: Eukaryota; Metazoa; Mollusca; Gastropoda; Lottiidae. Gene Ontology annotation, molecular function: glutamate-gated receptor activity. The record is from RefSeq and is a predicted model, not a curated record. The transcript has 6 exons. Gene Ontology annotation, cellular component: membrane. Gene Ontology annotation, biological process: monoatomic ion transport. The coding region runs from base 1 to 1473 and encodes 490 amino acids.
AUGCCUAAUACAACUUUUACCUAUCCUUAUGAAGGUUAUUGUAUGGAUAUCAUAUCAGAAUUGGCUAUGGCUAUGAACUUUACUAUAAAUAUGACAGGGGGUUCUCCUGAUAAUGAAUGGGGAGUAGAUAAUGGUAAUGGUACCUGGUCUGGACUUAUCGGUAUGCUUCAGAGAGAGGAGGUAGAUUUGGUAGCAGGACCUUUAACAACUAUUAUAGCAAGAGAAAAAGUUAUGGAUUUUACUUUUCCAUUCUAUCAUGAUUUUUUAUCUGUGUUGAUUAAAAAACCGGACCCUAGCCUCACAAAAUGGCGGACAAUGAUUGACCCGUUUCGAUGGGAAGUUUUGCUUUGUAUCGGCAUCUCAUUAGUGGGUGCCUCGGUGAUUCUUUUUCUUCUGGAAAAGUGGAACCCAUUUUACCAACGAGAGCCUUAUUUAAAUCGAUAUGCAGGAACCCAUAUAUUUCAAGAUGCCUUUUGGUAUAUGUUUGGCGCCAUGUUAACGCAAGGAGGAGAGCAUUUACCAGAUUCUCAAGCAGGUCGAACAAUGAUAAGUACCUGGUGGUUAUUUUCUAUUAUAAUGGCUGCUACGUACAGUGGAAACCUCAUUGCCUUCCUGACUGUAACUAAAGAUACUGCACCGUUUGAGACGCUGGAUCAACUGAUUGAUAAUGGAGAUUAUACAUGGGGUUUAUUGGGAGGAUCUAACAAUCAGAUGGAGUUUGAGAAUUCGAAAAUUCCUGUUUUCCAAAAAGCUUGGAAAGGGAUACUCGAAACUGCCGAUCCAGACGCAUUAAGUCUCGACCAUGAGGUACAUUUAGCAAAAGUAAACGUUGGUGAUUAUGGGUACAUAUCUGAUAGAGGUGGUCUCCAGAAGCGAGUACUAACAGACUGUGAUUUGUAUUUAUUACCAGAGAAAAUUUCCCCCAUUAACUAUGCUCUGGCACUUCAAAAUGGAUCAGCCUACACUGAAAUCUUUUCUAAAGAAAUGAUGGCUAUUUAUGAGAGUGGUUUGCUUCAAAUCUGGCAGCGACAAUGGUGGAAGCAAAAGAAAUUUUGUAGAGGACCGUUACAAACUGAAGCCAAACCUAUCGACCUUGUUGACGUUCAGAGUAGUUUUUAUUUAAUAGGUGUCGGACUAUUCUUGGCCGCCAUAGCUCUUGUUAUCGAACGAUGUAUGCUUCGUUUCUGUAAAUGUCGGACGUCUAGUUCCAGACGAGAGAACGUUGUUCAAAAGCCAAAGGAACUUCAAAACGGUCAUGCGCAUAAGCCUGUUGAAAAUGGAAUUCACAAUGGAAUUCAAAAUGGGCAUGUGCGAAGUGAAAUAUACAGUUCUGUCAGAAAACAAAACGGUCAUACACCUUUUGAAGAAAUAGAAAUCGUUUCGAAUGGCCACAUGGUACCUGACGUAAACGGGAAUGGCGUCAUUGACAGUGUAUUUGACUAUGAUACGGAGUAUGUGCGAACUAGUCUGUGA